AUGCCUGCCAUCGAUGUCUUACCAUCUCCUGAAGAGCUUACACCUGCCUUCACCUCACAAUCUAUUCCACCUAUUGGAGAGUACUUAGGUGGUUUUACAUUGUCCAUAGAUAUUGCUAUCAUCCUAUACGGGAUUGUUACCGCACAGGCAUACUUCUAUUGGUGGACAUCACAAGAGGACUCGAGGUUACUUCGCUCUUUGGUCGCAUCCGUAUGGUAA
Molecule: messenger RNA, 219 nt
Organism: Fibroporia radiculosa
Lineage: Eukaryota; Fungi; Basidiomycota; Agaricomycetes; Polyporales; Fibroporiaceae
Exons: 2
Coding region: 1-219 (72 amino acids)
Source: RefSeq, a predicted model, not a curated record